Molecule: messenger RNA, 2038 nt
Organism: Melopsittacus undulatus (budgerigar)
Lineage: Eukaryota; Metazoa; Chordata; Aves; Psittaciformes; Psittaculidae
Gene: LRRC4
Product: leucine rich repeat containing 4
Exons: 1
Coding region: 35-2038 (667 amino acids)
Biological process (GO): postsynaptic density protein 95 clustering; synaptic membrane adhesion; excitatory synapse assembly
Cellular component (GO): postsynaptic density membrane; glutamatergic synapse; plasma membrane
Molecular function (GO): protein binding
Source: RefSeq, a predicted model, not a curated record
CCCAGACGAUGGUGAAUGAUGAACGUGCCACACCAUGAAGCUCUUGUGGCAGGUAACUGUGCACCAUCACCACCACCACCACCGCCACCGCCGCUGCCGUGCCUGGAGAGCUGCCCUCGUCUCCUACUUGACGGUGCACGCCUGGAUCCUCUACGUAGCCGUUGCCACCGCCGCCGCCUCCCCUGGAGCCCCCGCUUGCCCCUCGGUUUGCUCCUGCAGUAACCAGUUGAGCAAAGUGGUGUGCACCCGGCGCGGCUUGGCCGAGGUGCCCCCCGGCAUCCCCUCCAACACCCGGUACCUCAACCUGAUGGAGAACAACAUCCAGAUGAUCCAGGCGGACACGUUCCGCCACCUGCAUCACCUGGAGGUCCUGCAGUUGGGCAGGAACGCCAUCCGGCAGAUCGAGGUUGGGGCUUUCAACGGGUUGGCCAGUCUCAAUACCUUGGAGCUCUUUGACAACUGGUUGACUGUCAUCCCCAGCGGGGCCUUCGAGUACCUGUCCAAGCUGAGGGAGCUGUGGUUGAGGAACAACCCCAUCGAGAGCAUCCCCUCGUACGCCUUCAACCGGGUGCCCUCCCUCAUGCGCCUGGACCUGGGUGAGCUCAAGAAGCUGGAGUACAUCUCCGAGGGGGCUUUCGAGGGCUUGUACAACCUCAAGUACCUAAACCUGGGGAUGUGCAACAUCAAGGAUAUGCCCAACCUGACACCCUUGGUGGGGCUGGAGGAGCUGGAGAUGUCGGGCAAUAACUUCCCCGAGAUCAAACCGGGCUCCUUCCAUGGACUCAAGUCCCUCAAAAAGCUCUGGAUUAUGAACUCGCAGAUCAACCUGAUCGAGCGCAACGCCUUCGACGACCUGACGGCGCUGGUGGAGCUCAACCUGGCCCACAACAACCUCUCCUCCCUGCCCCACGACCUCUUCGCCCCCCUGCGGUACCUGGUGGAGCUUCACCUUCACCACAACCCUUGGGACUGCGACUGCGACAUCCUCUGGCUGUCGUGGUGGUUGAGGGAGUACAUCCCCACCAACUCGACGUGCUGUGGGCGCUGCCAUGCCCCGCUCCACAUGCGGGGCCGGUUCCUGGUGGAGGUGGACCAAACCUCCUUCCAGUGCUCAGCGCCCUUCAUCAUGGACGCGCCCAUGGACCUCAACAUCUCCGAGGGGCGGGUGGCCGAGCUCAAGUGCCGAACUCCUUCCAUGUCCUCCGUUAGGUGGUUGCUGCCUAACGGGACAGUGCUGAGCCACGCGUCCAACCACCCGCGGAUCUCUGUCCUCAACGACGGCACCUUGAACUUCUCCCACGUGCUGCUGACGGACACCGGGGUUUACACCUGCAUGGUGACCAACGUGGCGGGGAACUCCAAUGCCUCGGCCUACCUCAACGUGAGCACGGCCGAGCUCAACACCUCCAACUACAGCUUCUUCACCACCGUCACGGUGGAGACCACCGAGAUCUCCCCGGAGGACAUCUCCCCUAAGUUCACCAAGCCCGUCCCCACCACGUCAACGGGUUACCAACCGGCGUACACCACCACCACCACCGUCCUGGUGCAGACCACGCGCCCGCCCAAGCAGGUGGCCAUCCCCACCGCCGACGCGGGCGACAAGACGCAGACCAGCUUGGACGAGGUGAUGAAGACCACCAAGAUCAUCAUUGGCUGCUUCGUGGCGGUGACGCUCUUGGCCGCGGCCAUGCUCAUCGUCUUCUACAAGCUCCGCAAGCGGCACCAGCAGCGCAGCACCGUGUCGGCCGCGCGCACCGUGGAGAUCAUCCAGGUAGACGAGGACAUCCCGGCCGCCACCACUGCCACCACCGCCACCAUGGUGACCACCACCACUGCCGGCGUUGCAGGUGAGGGGGCCGUGGUGCUGCCCGCUGUUCAUGACCACAUGAACUACAACACCUACAAAGCACCGCACGGGGCCCAUUGGACCGAGAACAACUUGGGCAACUCCUUGCACCCCCCCGGGAGCACCCUUAUGGAACCCUAUAUCAUCCAAACCCACCCCAAGGACAAAGUCCAGGAGACCCAGAUAUGA